This is a messenger RNA of Vicugna pacos (alpaca), 13321 nucleotides long. NCBI's taxonomy places the organism in Eukaryota, Metazoa, Chordata, Mammalia, Artiodactyla, Camelidae. The record is from RefSeq and is a predicted model, not a curated record.
CCGCCAGGCAGGCGGGGAUUUUUCCGGCUCUGCAAGGUCUCAGAGCCAACCUCUAGCUAUCACGCCUCCGGCGGGGAUCGGUCCCAUUUAGCCAGGAUGAAAGGGGCGUGGAGAAACGAUAUUCGUUCGGCCUUACCGUUCCGUAACAUUCGUGAGCUGACUCUGUGCUGGGGACACCCCGGUGGCUGAGACAGCCCCAGUCUCCCUACUUCGGAGCUCACAGUUCAGUGGGGACAUAGACGCAUCACCAGAUUGCCCUCCUCAAGCCAAGGUCCAUGGCUACUGGGACUGAUCCCAGGGACCUAGAGUCCAGGGUUGCUCCAGUGCAACAGGUUAUCCCAAUGCAGAACAUCUACCCGAUGCAGCCAGUCAUCCUGAUGUCCUUGGAUCCCCCAGAAAAGGAUUAUUUGGUUCUCGCCGUCAUUUCCAUCUUCUUCUUCAUUCUGCUGGCAAUACCAGCCCUCUUGUUCUCCAUUAAGGUGGGCACCACCCAGCUACCACCAACUCCCAUUUUCCCCAGCUCCACCUCCUCUGUCCCAUCCCACCUCCCUACUCUCCCCGGGUCCUUCUCUUUUUCCUCCUGGGGGAUUUACUCCCUCCCUCUUCACCAUCUUGCUGCCCUUGCUUCUCCCCAGGACCCCCACACCUCGUUCCUCCUCCUCCUGUGUUCUACCCACAUCCACAUGCCCUCAUCCUGGCUCCCUUCUUCCUUCCUUUUUCCCCUGAGGGGCUGAACCUUGCCCUUAGCUCCCUCACACUGCUAUUCCUAUCUUGCACUCUCUACCUCUUCCCAGGGAUGCCCCUCCUCCACCUCCCUCCUCCUUGGAAAUACUUCCACCAGCUUGCCUUCAUCCCCACAGACCCGUGAAGCCAACCUCCUUGGGAAUCAGAGGAAAGCACGGAUAAAUUCCAGACUGGCCUUGGGCUUCAGUAUCUCAAGCAUCCUGGUGGGCUCCUCUGUGAUCAUUUGCUCCAUUGUAGUCAGAGCCUUGAAGCAGAAAGUAUGAGAUCAUCUUGAAAGCUCACUUCCCUCAGAGAGUGAUGGACUGUACCUCCUGGGUCCUCUUGGAGCCUUUGAACUUGAACAUCAGUAACUUACCUGUACUGGGGGAAGUCUCCGCUCCAUCAGAUUUUUAAGUGCAACGGAGUCUAUGAGGAAGUUUCUGCUUUCUAUCAUCUACUGUAUGUAUGUGUAUGUGCACACGUGUUCACAUGCCCCUGUGUAUCCACUACACUGAGUACCAUGGGGCUUAUUCAUAUAUUCAGUGAACAUUUAUUGGGCAACCAUUCUACUGUGCUAGUGAUUCAGAUAGAUGAGGUAUUUGCCUCAUAAAGUUACACUCUAUAUUGAGAGGGCACAGGAAAAAGAGUAAAAUAUGAAGCAAUAAGAUAGUUCUGGGUCAGUGUUCUCUAAUAGAACAUUCAGCCAAUGAUAAAAAUGCUCUAAAUCCACUCUGUCCAAUACGGUUCCCACUAGCCACAUAUGGCCGUAUGCCAUUCAAGAAAUGUGGCUAGUGGAACUGAAGAACUCAAUUUUUAUGUAAAUUAAUUAUAACUAGUUUAAGUUAAUUUUACCACAUGUGGUUAGUGGCUACUGUCCUGGGCAGCACAGUUCGAGGUAGUGGUCAACAUUAUGAAAAAGAAUAAAAUUGGAGAAGCAGGAAAAGGACUUAAUGACAGAGUGGUGAAGGGAAGCCCUCACUGGGGAGCUAAUAUCUGAGCUGUGGCCUGAAGUGAGAGAAAGGAAGAAAGCCACAGAAAAAUCUGGAAGAGCAUUCUAAGCAGAAUAGCAAGUGCAAAGUCUCUGAGGCAGGAAGGAACCUGGCUUGUUCCGGGAGGAAAAAGAAGGCUUAUGGGGCUGGAGUGUAGUGAUGGGAGUGCUGCAAAGUAAGCUCAGAGGGUGGGCAGGAGGCAGAUCACAGAGAGCCUAGAAAAAAGGUCACAGGAAGAAGGUUGGAUUUUUAAAUGUGAAUUGAAACCAUUGGAGGUAUUAAACAGGGAGAACACAGGCUCUGGUUUCUGUUUUAAAUAGAUUGAGUUCCAUGCCUAAAUUGAAUGUAGAAGAUCUCUAAAUAGGUUCUGGUACCAACUUCAACUUUGGGGGUGUGGUCUCUACACCAACAAGCAAUUCUCAGACACCAACUGGCUGUCCUACAAUUCAACUCAAUUCUGAUACUAUCUAUCUGGAUGUCACAUCAGCUUCCACAAGUUGAGGGCUCAGUCCUACAAGGCUGCCCUACUCCCGACCACUCCAGAUGCCAGUUGCAAGCCUACGUUGUUACCUGGGCUUCUGACCAAUCAGCCACAGAUUAAAACCACAAUGGGCUACCACUGUAUACCCAAAGAACAGCUAAAUUUGAUGUCAACAAGUUUUGACAGGAAUGUAGGAAUCCAUCUGUAUUCAUUAUUUGCAAAUAACAGAGAAGAAAACCCAUUCUUUGACAGAACAAAAAGCACAGGGUAGUGUUGACCUGAAACAAAUAGACUGCCAGAUAUUUCUCCAGCAAAGAUAGGUUUAUUCAGGGUCAGUAGAGAAUUGCAGUUGGGGUCUGCAACCAUGGUGAGGCAUGUGCAAGUUCCCAGAAUGCAAGGGAAGGGUAAUGCUUUUAUAGAGGAGAAAAGGAAGUUGAGAAGGCAAUAGUAAACAAAGAGCCCGUGGCUUUUCAUUGAUUAAGUCCUUGCCAGGAAAGAGGAGUCUGCUCUUCCCGUUGGGCUCCGCUAUUGACACAGGGCAUAAGAGCGCCCCCUUCUGGUCUCUCAGCUCUAUUGAAUUGAGGUUUCUUUUUAUCGAUCUUUUACAGUAGGCAGGUUCCAGACACAUGCACCAGGCACAAGCACCUAGCUGUUUUCAGCUUUUCUCCUAGUCUUGUCCUUAUGUCUGAUUUUGUGGACAAAGCAGACGUUAGACUGUAAUCCAAGGGAAUUUCACCAGUUGAGUAAGCCCCUGGAGGGAGCGUGAGGCGGCGCAGAGCUCUUGCAGUUCACUUCUACUUGUUGACACUCCACCAAGCAAUGGGUCUGCUCAGGGUUGUAUGUCAAACCCUUAGUGAGAUGGAGCACUGGGAAUGAUGGUCUCCCUGGGAUGUAGCCCACUGGCCAAGAGCCACAUGACCACCAGCCAUGGGAUCCACCAGGCAAGAAGUACACCAGCCAAGGAACCCUCUGCCGUGGAAGGGGUUCUCAGUCUUAACAGCCUAUGUUGGUGAUUUCGCUGGUACAAGGUGAGAACUGUUGGGCAGCAUGAUUUCUGCCUGUACCACCCCUGCCCCUUCCAACUUCCAUGCUUCGAGAGACUGAGGAGGGUGACUGCCUGACAUGUGAAGGGCAUUGAUGAGUCCAUCAUCUUGGGAGACAGACGUACAUGCACAGACAGAUAGAGACAUACUCAGAUCCCACAUGGCUUGUUCCUGGCUGACGUUUCCCAGGGACUUCUCUAUGCCAGAUGCACCCCCUUCCAUGCCCAAAUCCCACCACAGCCAAUGGACCCAGGGGUCAGGGCCCUGCCCCAUUCCUUCUAAGAAUGGAACUGUCAGGCUCUGUCCUCAGGCAAGGCAGAAAUCUUCUGCCUUCCACUCUCCAUUCUGCGUAGGGCACCUGGAGCAAGUCCACAACUUAAAUCAGAUUCUGUCCCUCCCUGGCUUAAACCCUCCCUGUUCCUGUGGCUCUUGGCCUCAAACCCAGAUACCUCCCCCAGGUGUCCAGCUCUCUCCUCCUGCCUCUCCACACUCUAGCUGCACAGUACUUGUUUCUGGAACACAUGACUCUCCUUUCCACCUCAGGACCUUUGCACUUGCACCCAACCCCCGCCUGGAACUGCCCAGAUCUUCUCAUGGCUGGCCCCUCAUCCAAGGUCUCAGCUUGGAUGUCCUCUCCCUAGACAGACCUCCCCUGACCCCCUCACUCCCCACCUCAUCUCAUGUCACCCUUCUGGUUCCCUCUCCCUUGUGUCCUAGUUACUCCCCAUAGUCUUGGAUCCUUUCUGAAAUCACUUGUUUAUUUAUUUAGGUUUUCACCCUCCCUUUCCCCAUCAUACCCAUGGACUGUGAACUCGAAGAGGGCUCUGAUUUUGUCUCUCUUGGUUGUUACUUGGCCCUCAAGAGCUGAGCACUGCCUGGUGGACUGUAGGCUCCCACUACUUUCAUGUUAAAACAAAAAAUUACAUCCUGCUCUUUGCACUUAUGGAACCUAUCAGAGAAUCAGUCCAGAAUUUACCAGCCUGUACUUGAGGCCUGCCCACUUCAUUCACUGAACCAAUCAUGAGUUCAAACUGGGACCGACAAUAACAAAAAGGCAAGUAGCUGAAACCGCACCUCUUUAUUCAUUGAAUCAGUCAUGAGGACAGGCAGAGAUUGGGGAGGAUGUGUUUAAGUAAUGCCUCCUUAAUACAUUGAACCAAUUGGAAACUGGGUCUAAAUGCUUGAAACACUGCCCUCCCUGCCUCCUCCGUGUCAGAGCAGCCAGUCACUGAAGCGGUCACCAACAGGGGCCACGCCCCUGUGACUCAACUCCAGGGCAGCCCCAGGGUUAGGAUGCGAGGACAGCUGUGGCAUUAACUGGGUUUGUGGAUGGUGAAAUAGUGGGAAGUUUGAGGGGACAGAGAGGGGCUCAGGAGAGGACAGCCAGAGCUAAAAAUGGGAUAGACAGGGGGCUAAUGGAUGUCUGGGUGUCCAGGAGGGAAUUGUAGGGUCCCAGGAAAGUGGUUUGGGGGGAAGGAUGGCAAGGAGGCUGGAGGUUAGGAGGGACUCAGAAAAGGUUAUGGGAGACAAAGAGAAGGUUACACAGGAAAAGGAGAGGGCAUGUGGAUAGGGAGGCUCUUGUGGGACAGGGAGAUGGUUAGGAAAGGACCAGGAGGAGGUUAUGGGGCCUCGGGAAGGGGCUGUGGGGGAGACGGGGAGGGAUUUAUAUGAAGAAAUGGAAGGGCUUAUAGGGUCAGGGCACAUCUAGGACAGAGGAGGAGUUACAGGAGGGGGUCCUAGGGAUCAAGAGUUAUGGGGAACAGGGAGUUGUAGCAGGCAGGAAAAGGUUAUGGGAAGAGGGAUGGGUAAUGGGGCAGGGAGCUGUUAGGAUGGUGUUACAGAACCUGGGAGAGGGGGAAGCGGGACUAGGACAGAGUUACAGGAUGAGGAAUAUGAGGCACGGAUUGCAGAAAGGAUUACAGAAGUGACAAAGAAGGUUACAGGGCUGCAGAGUCAGUAACGUCUAAAACAGUGGUUCUUAAAGCGUGGUCCCCAGCCUGCAGCAGCAGCUUCACCUGGGAACUUGUUAGAAAUGUGCGUUCUUGAGCCCUGCCCCAGACCUGUGGAACCAGCAACUCUGCGGAUGGGGUUCAGCUAUCAGUUUUCAUCCAGGUGACUCUGUUGUAUGCUCAAGUUUGAGCAUCACUGGGCUAAAGUGACUUAAUGUAACAUCCAAACUGAGCACUUUUUAGACUGAAAGGGGCGCCUUCAAUAAUUUGGUAGGACCAGGCUUAGCUAACCGGACAGCACAGGCAAAUCAGGAUGUAGCACAUUAUUGGAGAGCAGGGAUGGGUUUAGGGAGCCAGAAGAAGCAUGCAGUUUCUAAGUUACUUGGAGGGUAUUGUAAGGCCAGCGAGGGUGUUAUAUGGAGUCACUGGGAUGUCAUAGGGUCUGUUUUCCCAUGGCGGUGGCCAGGGUCAUUGUGGGGUGAGCCCUCACCUCAGCGCCCUCCUGUUGGUGGGUUUAGUUCUAUGCGUCCCCAUUACUCAGCAUCUGCUGACCAUCCUCGGUCCAUCUGCAGACCCCAUCCCCUCUGCUGGAGUCCGUGGCUGCUGUGGCCUACGUCUGGGCCCCAGAGUUCAAGAUCACUGUGAUGCAACCCAUCUCUAAGACAGCCUUCAACAUUCUUGUAAAGGGCUACAUGCUGCUCUCUAUUUUGUUCAGUUUUCUGCUUCUUCCUACUGGGAAUACCUGCCAUCGUGUUCUCCUGCUUGGGGGGUGGGGAUUAACCAUAGUCCUCCCUCUGUGGAACCCCCCAACGCCUGCCCCCUUUCCCCUUCUGCAGGUGCCCUAGGACCCACCCCCUGCCCAGCUCCCGCUCCUUUCUAGUUACUAGCCCCGCCCGUUCUCCAUCCCACUCUCCCUCCACCAACACUCUGAGAGCGAUACAUACGAUGCCUUCUGUGUGAUUGUGUAUGUGUUUGUGUGGUUGGGUUAUGCCCUGUGUACUAACAGCUCCUAUAAAAAUCCUUGCAAGGGAACAACAACAACAACAAAAACUAUCUUCUUUCUUUUUCCAGUUUUAUUGAGGUAAAAUUGACAAAUAAAAUUGUAAGGUAUUUAAAGGGUACAGUGUGAUGAUUUGCUGUGCACAGCAUUAUGAAAGGAUUUCUCCAUUCAUCACCUCACAUAUUUAUUUACAUUUUUUUGUGUGUAUGUGAGAAUAUUUAUGUUCGACUCUCUUACCAAAUUUCAGUUAUACGAUAUAGUAUUAUCAACUAGGGACUAUCUUCUAAUCAGAAAUAAUUGAAACCAGAAGACAAUAGAAUGACAUUUUCAAAGUACUGAAAAAGAGCUGUUCCCCUCUCCUGCUCCUGAUUGGCUGGAAAACCAAGGGGGAGGAGCCUAGGAAUUCAUCCUAGCCAGCUGCUGGUCCAGCCCCAUCAUCAUUUUGCCCUCCUUUCAUGAUUGGCUGACAUCCACAGGGGGUGUGUCCUGGACAGUUUCAACCAUCCCCUCUGUCUUUCUGUAUCAAUUGGCUGACAGGCAUACUGGCUUCCUUUUCUGAUUAGGUUGGUCCAGUCCCACUUCUGUUUUUUUUGAGGGGGAUAAUUAGGUUUAUUUAUUUAUUAAGUUAAUUUAUUUAAUGGAGGUACUGAGGAUUGAACCUAGGGCCUUGCACAUGCUAAGCACACACUCUACCACUGAGCUAUACUUUCCCCCUCCACCCCACCAACCUGUCUUACUUCUUGGUUCUCCUUUUCUAAUAGGCUGGAAGUUGGAAAAAGCUGUGACCAAAGACGUCCCAUCUCCUUACCAACCACCAACCCCCUUCCCAAAUGUUGCCUCCCAGAUUGGACGACUGGAUCAGGAGACCUGUAUCCCUCAUCCCUGGCUUUUGAACCCCAUUCUGAGCUUUGCAUAUGUCUCCAUCCAAGAAUACCUUUUCUAACCUCAAUUUUCUCAAGCUUCCCUGCCAGGGAUGGGGAGUGGGGAGUGGGGAGUUGGCCUGUCCUAAUCAUAAAAUAACAACCCUUGAGAUGUCACAGUUUCUAUAAAAAAUAUGUGUGAUUUUGACCAUGUGUCAACCAUGGCUUCAUUCAGCAAAUAAUGAACUAUCAGCUGUGUACCAGGCUCCGUGCUGGGCACUUGGGGCACUCAGACACACAAGACACUGCUGAACAUGUGCUCCUUCAUGAGGCUUCCUUUUUCUUUGCUUCCUGAUCUCCCUACCCCACCCCCAUGUCCUGAUUCUCACGCCUCUAAGGCUGUGCUUUCAUAUUCUUUGAUAGCGUGUCUCCCAGAGCUGUGCCCUGGCUCUGCCCUCCCCUCCUUGCUCUUCCUCCAACCCUUGCCAGAAGCUGUCUCACUUUCCAUAGCCUCAUUUUAAGUUUCUAUACUAACAACACCCUCAUCUUGGGUCCCAAUGCCAGCCUCUCCCGUAAGCUCCAAGACCCAGUUGUCUCACCACCUCCCGGUCAAAAAGCUUGGCACAUGGUAGAUGCUCAAUAAACGUUCCAGAAAUUAUUGAAUGGAGGAUGGUUUUAAUGUGAGGCCUUUUUGUCAAAUGGGUCCUGGUGUGAUGUGGUGUAUUUUCAGGUCUGUGAGGACUUUCCAGCCAGGCUGCCUGGGUUCAAGUCCUGGCUCUGCUACCGACUAGCUGUGUAUCUCUGGCCAAGUCAUUUAACCUCUCCAUGCCUCAGUUUCUUCAUAGUAAAAUAGGAAUAAGAACAGUACUUUCCUCGUAAGGCUGUUAUGAAGAGGAAACAAGCUCACACAUAGAAGCACUGAAGACAGGGCUGAGUGCAGUAAGUUCUCAGUGAGUGUCAGCUGUCAUCGUGGGCUUCCUGUCAUUGUGUCUAUAUGUGUCUGUCCCUCUGUUUUAGGUUAGGGACAUGUGUCUUUGGUCGACAAAGAACAUCACCCGAAGGCAGGACCAUGUGUCCAUGUCAGUGUUUGUGGCUACAAUGGCUGCUGCAUGCUGUUGAGUGUCCCAAGGACUCUGAGGUUUAUUCACCCAACAAAAGUUUGUGUGCUCGCUAUUUGCUAUUCUAGGCACUAGGGAUACAUCAGUCAGAAAAAAAAAUCCAGGCAAAAAAGUCCUUGCCCUCAUGAAGCUUACAUCCUAUCAGGGAAUUCAGAAAUACACAGGCAGGGGUCGAGGUAGAGCUCGGGGGUAGAGCUCAGCAAUAGAGCGCAUGCUCAGCACGUACACAAUCCUGGGUUCAAUCCCCAGUACCUCCGUUAAAAAAAAUUGAAAAUGCUACACACUUAAAAAAAAAAAAAGAAACACACAAGAAACCCAAUAAAUAAGAAAAAUUGCAUAGGUUAGAAAAUGAGAAGUGCUAUGGAGGGAGAAGUAGAGAAGGUAAUGGAAGGGGAGAGGGUGGGAGGGAGACUGCGGGUUACAGUUUUAAUUGGGUUAGUCAAGAAGGUCUCAGUAGGAAGACAACAGUUGUAUAAAGACCCAACGGAGGGAGAGAGGGGGCCAUGCAUACAUCUCGGGGAAGAGCAUUCCAGGACGAGAAAACAACAAAUGCAAAGGCCAGCAGGUAGGACUUGGGUCCUGCUGUCUGAGGCACAGUAGGGAGGCCAGUGUGGCUGGCACAGACCCAGCACGUGGAGGGAGGAGGAGGUGAGGUGAGGGUGGCGACAGGGCAGCUCCCUAGGGAUUUGGGUCCUAAUGUGAGGACUUGGCUUUUAGCGGAAGCUAAGUGAAGCCCCGGAGAGGGCUCUGAGCCAGAGGGCCCUGAUCAGACUCAGGGAGGGGUUCAUAGGCUCUCUCUGGCUGUGUGUGGGGAGCAGAUUGUGAGGGCGGGGUUGGGAGCAGGGAGAUGAGAAUGAGGCUGCCGUGAGAAACCAGGCAGGAAGGGAUGAAGGUUGAACCAGAGUGAGAGCAGAAAAGGGAGAGACAGUUGGAAUUGGGAUAUGAUUUUAAGAUCCCAGGAGAGGAAGCCUAGCAAAGCCAGCCUGAGGACAGUGGACCUUUCCACAUCUGGACAAAGGUGGAAGAGGAGUCAAACACAGGAGACUUGGCUGCCAGCUUCGCCGGGGGGGGGGCGACUUUGCUCCUCACUUGUGGACCCACUGCCUGCUCUUCCGCCAGCUUGAAGAGGAGGGAGAAACCAGGUCCUUACUUGCAGGGCCUCUAGCUCCAAUCUUCCUAGGGUCUGGAUGUGGGGGUGCUGGUGGGGGAAGGGUGACCUGCCCAGGAAGAGAAGGGCAUUGCUGAGUCCACUAUCUUAUCAGAGAGACCAAACACAUACAGAAAGUCAAGGUCACAAUGAAUUUUUUGACUCAGCAAACACUCCCUGAGGCCAACCUGGGCCAACUCUGGGAUGGGUGAUGCAGAGUACACAGUGGCUGGUGACUGGGACAUCCUGGAUCCUGUCGUCAGGAGUCUGGGGGUGGGAAAUGAAGUGUCACCAAAUAGCGACAGUCCGGAGUGGUCAGGCUUGUGAAGGAGGAAUUACAGGUCAGAGUGGUCAGGGCUGAGACAGGGGUCUGUGGGAGCCCAGGGGACGUACCUGACCCAGCCUGCUGGGUGGUCCAGGAAGAUCUCCUGGAGGAAGGGAUGUCUGCUCUGCAGCCGAGAAGAUGAGGGGUAGUUGAAUGUGGGGAGGAUGUAGUGUGAGUGUUUCAGGCAGAGGUAACUUCAUGGGCCAGGGUCUCCAAAUGAUAAUUUUAACAGACAUCCUCAAGCACAAAAAGGGCAAGUGGCACGUGGGGAGGAGGCAGCACAGCCAGGGGUCUGAUCCCAGCAGGCCUGUAGGAUGCUGAGUCCCUGAGAGUAUGGGUGCUCAUGAUUCUAGGAACUCUUGUACAAAUUCCCCUGAAAACCCACUCGAAUGUUCACCAUCCAGUUAAUCUGUCCUCUGCUCUCUCUUUCACAGGAAAGAAAUUUUCAGUUCUGACCACUCACUUCUCUCUAAAAAGUCUUAGGGAUCCGAAUGCCCCCAGCUCAGAGAAAUCUAGCGCUACUGUGCUAAGUGGGUUGUGUCACGCUUGCAACCUUCUGGAGAAUUACGAGCUGUACCAGGUGGAGCUGGGUCCUGGGCCUGGUGGAGACAUGGCAGCCAAGAUGAGCAAGAAGAAGGCGGGAGGUGGAGGAGGCAAGAGGAAGGAGAAGCUCGAGAACAUGAAGAAGGAGAUGGAGAUUAAUGACCACCAGCUGUCAGUGGCGGAGCUGGAACAGAAAUACCAGACCAGCGCGACCAAGGGCCUGUCUGCCAGCCUGGCCGCGGAGCUGUUGCUGCGAGAUGGGCCCAACGCGCUGAAGCCGCCGCGGGGCACCCCCGAGUACGUCAAGUUUGCGCGGCAGCUGGCAGGCGGUCUGCAGUGCCUCAUGUGGGUGGCUGCAGCCAUCUGCCUCAUUGCCUUCGCCAUCCAGGCCAGCGAGGGUGACCUCACCACGGAUGACAACCUGUACCUGGCACUGGCCCUCAUCGCUGUGGUUGUGGUCACCGGCUGCUUUGGCUACUAUCAGGAGUUUAAGAGCACCAACAUCAUUGCCAGCUUCAAGAACCUCGUGCCCCAGCAAGCCACUGUGAUCCGAGACGGGGACAAGUUCCAGAUCAAUGCCAAUCAGCUCGUGGUGGGCGACCUGGUGGAGAUGAAAGGCGGGGAUCGAGUGCCAGCCGACAUCCGCAUCCUCCAGGCCCAGGGCUGCAAGGUGGACAACUCCUCACUGACCGGAGAGUCUGAGCCGCAGACCCGCUCGCCCGAGUGCACACAUGAGAGCCCCCUGGAGACCCGCAACAUCGCCUUCUUCUCCACCAUGUGCCUUGAGGGCACAGCACAAGGCCUGGUGGUGAACACAGGUGACCGCACCAUCAUCGGGCGCAUCGCAACACUGGCCUCGGGAGUAGAAAAUGAGAAGACACCCAUCGCUAUCGAAAUUGAGCAUUUUGUGGACAUCAUCGCAGGCCUGGCCAUCCUCUUUGGGGGCACAUUUUUUGUGGUGGCCAUGUGCAUCGGCUACACCUUCCUGCGAGCCAUGGUCUUCUUCAUGGCCAUCGUGGUAGCCUACGUGCCUGAGGGGCUGCUGGCCACUGUCACGGUCUGCCUGUCCCUGACAGCCAAGCGGCUAGCCAGCAAGAACUGUGUAGUCAAGAACCUGGAAGCAGUGGAGACCCUGGGCUCCACGUCAGUGAUCUGUUCUGACAAGACGGGGACCCUUACUCAGAACCGCAUGACUGUGUCCCAUCUGUGGUUCGACAACCACAUCCACUCCGCAGACACCACGGAAGACCAGUCAGGGCAGACGUUUGAUCAGUCCUCGGAGACGUGGCGGGCACUGUGCCGCGUGCUCACCCUAUGCAACCGCGCUGCCUUCAAGUCCGGCCAGGACGCAGUGCCCGUGCCCAAGCGCAUCGUGAUAGGAGACGCGUCCGAGACUGCGCUGCUCAAGUUCUCGGAGCUGACGCUGGGCAACUCCAUGGGCUACCGCGAGCGCUUCCCCAAAGUCUGCGAGAUCCCUUUCAACUCCACCAACAAGUUCCAGCUGUCCAUCCACACACUGGAGGACCCACGCGACCCGAGGCACGUGCUUGUGAUGAAGGGCGCCCCUGAGCGCGUGCUGGAGCGCUGUAGCUCCAUCCUCAUCAAGGGCCAGGAGCUGCCACUGGAUGAGCAAUGGCGCGAGGCCUUCCAGACUGCCUACCUCAGCCUGGGAGGCCUGGGUGAACGCGUCCUGGGCUUCUGUCAGCUCUACAUGAAUGAGAAGGACUACCCGCAUGGCUAUGCCUUCGACGUGGAGGCCAUGAACUUUCCAACCAGUGGCCUGUGCUUUGCGGGACUCGUAUCCAUGAUAGAUCCACCUCGGGCCACCGUCCCUGAUGCUGUGCUCAAGUGCCGCACAGCAGGCAUCCGGGUGAUCAUGGUGACGGGCGACCACCCCAUCACAGCCAAGGCCAUUGCAGCCAGCGUGGGCAUCAUCUCAGAAGGCAGUGAGACGGUGGAGGACAUCGCUGCUCGCCUCCGUGUGCCUGUGGACCAGGUUAAUCGGAAGGAUGCCCGUGCCUGUGUGAUCAAUGGCAUGCAGCUGAAGGACAUGGACCCAUCAGAGCUGGUAGAAGCACUGCGUACCCACCCUGAGAUGGUGUUUGCUCGUACCAGUCCCCAGCAGAAGCUGGUGAUUGUGGAGAGCUGCCAGCGACUGGGUGCAAUUGUGGCUGUGACGGGAGAUGGUGUGAAUGACUCCCCAGCCCUGAAGAAGGCAGACAUCGGUGUGGCCAUGGGCAUUGCUGGCUCAGACGCUGCCAAAAAUGCAGCCGACAUGAUCCUGCUGGAUGACAACUUUGCCUCCAUUGUGACAGGCGUGGAGCAGGGCCGGCUGAUCUUUGACAACCUGAAAAAGUCCAUUGCCUACACAUUGACCAAGAACAUCCCUGAACUGACACCGUACCUCAUUUACAUCACUGUCAGCGUGCCCCUGCCCCUCGGGUGCAUCACCAUCCUCUUCAUAGAACUCUGUACCGACAUCUUCCCGUCUGUGUCCCUGGCAUAUGAGAAGGCCGAGAGUGACAUCAUGCACCUGCGUCCACGGAACCCGAAGCGUGACCGAUUGGUCAACGAGCCCCUGGCUGCCUACUCCUACUUCCAGAUCGGUGCCAUCCAGUCAUUUGCCGGCUUCACUGACUACUUCACGGCCAUGGCCCAGGAGGGCUGGUUCCCAUUGCUGUGUGUGGGGCUGCGGCCACAGUGGGAGGACCACCACCUACAAGAUCUGCAGGACAGCUAUGGCCAGGAGUGGACGUUCCGGCAGCGCCUGUACCAGCAGUAUACCUGCUACACCGUGUUCUUCAUCAGCAUCGAGAUGUGCCAGAUUGCCGACGUCCUUAUCCGCAAGACACGCCGCCUCUCUGCCUUCCAGCAGGGCUUCUUCAGGAACAGGAUCCUGGUUAUUGCCAUCGUGUUCCAGGUCUGCAUUGGCUGCUUCCUAUGCUACUGCCCCGGAAUGCCCAACAUCUUCAACUUCAUGCCCAUUCGGUACCAGUGGUGGCUGGUCCCCAUGCCCUAUGGCAUCCUAAUCUUCGUCUAUGAUGAGAUUCGGAAACUUGGAGUCCGCUGUUGCCCAGGGAGCUGGUGGGACCAGGAACUCUAUUAUUAGAGGGACCGCUGCCUCCAAGCCAUCUUUGCACACA